AUGACUCAAUUGGAAUUGGUGUACCUCAAAAAUGUUGUUCUUUACAUGACAAAUACGAGUGAUAUAAUAUUAUUCAUUUUUAUGAACAAAAAGUGCAAAGAUGUUGUCGACUCGAUGUAUAUUAAUCCAUACAAAUUGUCAUAUUACAAUUCUGUGGAAAAAAUACAGAAAUUGUUCCCAGCGCUUCAAACAUUAUAUUUGACAGACUUGAUCACCAAAAACAGAAAAUUGCAGACAGACGUGACACACCUUGAAAUCGACUUUUUGUCGUGUUCAAAAACUUUUUCUGUUUAUACAAUUCAAUCAAAAAACAUCAUUGAAAAAAUCAGAAAACUCCGAAUCAAAUUUUACAACUUGGACUGCUUAACAAGCGACGUAGAGA
Molecule: messenger RNA, 382 nt
Organism: Entamoeba invadens IP1
Lineage: Eukaryota; Evosea; Mastigamoebida; Endamoebidae
Exons: 1
Source: RefSeq, a predicted model, not a curated record